This is a messenger RNA of Penicillium lagena, 453 nucleotides long. RefSeq lists its product as uncharacterized. Lineage: Eukaryota; Fungi; Ascomycota; Eurotiomycetes; Eurotiales; Aspergillaceae. Bases 1 to 453 code for a protein of 150 amino acids. The record is from RefSeq and is a predicted model, not a curated record. The transcript is spliced from 2 exons.
AUGUAUCUUUCCAGUACCCUCGUCAUCACCUCUCUGCUUGCCAGCAUUGUCAACAGCAGCCCUCUCUUCCCGCUGGCCCGGGAACCCAACGCGCAGCCCAAACAAACGCUCACCUUUACGGAAUCCGAGAAUAACGGCUAUUGUUUUGCUAAACUGGAUAAUAUCCUCGGAUGCUCAGGGGAAACCAUCUAUCCCAUUGGCGAAUUCGUCAAUGACCGCUGCACCAAAUUCACCUCGGCUCUUGCUGAUAACGAACCCUCAGCCGCUAUCCCUGUCUGUGACAGGAAACUGACGGUGACAUGGACCAAAGACGUAUGGGGCAACCAGCAGGCUGCAUUUAAGUUCCCCAAAGCCGACAUCGGGGAAGAACGGAUGGAGAUCGUCGGUGUCAACUUUUAUACCAAGGGAGUCGCCAAUGAGGUUGGAGUCACCGAGAAUUUUCUGACAUGGUGA